Molecule: messenger RNA, 1263 nt
Organism: Alternaria incomplexa
Lineage: Eukaryota; Fungi; Ascomycota; Dothideomycetes; Pleosporales; Pleosporaceae
Exons: 3
Coding region: 1-1263 (420 amino acids)
Molecular function (GO): oxidoreductase activity
Source: RefSeq, a predicted model, not a curated record
AUGCGUACCGCUGCACUCUUCUGGCUUGCACCUGCAGCACUAGCCAGUGCCAUUCCAUCUUUGGAAGAGGCCUCUCCCGCUGUCUCAUUCGACAAGAGACAGAAUGUCUCUCCAAACCUCCCCGGACCAAAGAUCCUGCAAGCUGAUGUGUACGCGGGUAUUGCUGCCAUCAAUCAGCAGAUCUUCCAGGCUACGCAGAAGCCUGACCAAUUCAAGAAGUGCAACCCCACGAACAUCAUUGUUCGCAAGGAAUGGGUGACUUUUACUAAAUCGGAGAAGAAAGACUACGUCAAGGCUGUUCAGUGCAUCUCCAAGCUACCCCCUAAGACACCCGAGUCCGAGUGCCCGGGUUGCCGGAACCGAUACGAUGACUUUGUCGCUACUCACAUCAAGCAAACAUUCGCCAUCCACAACACUGGCAACUUCCUUCCAUGGCACCGCUACUUUACCUAUGCCUACGAGAAAACUAUCCGUGACGAGUGCGGUUACAAGGGCUACCAGCCAUACUACAACUGGCCACGAUGGGCUGACGACCCAGCGAAGAGCCCUGUCCUAGACGGCUCGGAUACCUCAAUGGGCGGUAACGGUGAUGCAGGCUGCAGCAACCAGACGUUCUACGGUAUCCCGACCAACGAGUCGCCUCUCAUCAAGAUUCCCAAGGGCACUGGCGGAGGUUGCGUGACGUCUGGUCCAUUCAAGGAUUGGUCUGUCAACCUUGGUCCCGUCUUCACCGACGCACUCUGCACGCCUGAGAACCCAAUCACUUAUAACUCCUCCACCCCUUGGAAUGCCGGUGUCGGAUACAACCCCCGCUGCCUGAAGCGUGACAUCUCUUCUUGGUCCUCCAGCCAAUGGACCAACGAUGAGAUGGUUGUCAAACUGCUGAACAGCCCUGACAUGAAGACCUUUUGGUACGACAUGCAAGGUGGCGAAUCCGCGUUUUCCAACAACUUCAUGGGUGUGCACACUGCUGGUCACUUCACCGUGGGCGGAGACCCCGGUUCUGAUUUCUUCACCUCCCCUGGUGAUCCAUACUUCUACUUCCAUCACGCCCAGAUCGACCGUGUGUGGUGGUCAUGGCAGAACGUAAACCCCGCGGAAAGGACUAACGCCAUCUACGGAACCAUCGCCCUCGGUGACCCCACCGCUCCUGCGACCAAGCUCACCGACAUUAUGACCCUCGAACACGCCUACCCCGGAAACAUCACUGUUGGUGAUGCGAUGAGCACCAUGGGUGGACCUUUCUGCUACACCUACAUCUAG